GAACACAGCAAUUACAGUCCAACCAAACAAUUCAGCUUUGAGGUCACAAAAUGACAAACAAAACUUAUUAUUUUGCUACUUUGACAUCAAACAGGUUUUUUUUUCUUUUACUGUCACAAAAAGAGGUUGGGAUAUUCACUAUUCAGCUUUGCUUUCGAAAUCAACAGGGAAUUGUUGAAACUCAGCCAUAAAUAAUUUAACCCCCCCCCGACAAUAGUGAUUGAUGAAUGAGCUCCUGGUGAAAUACUACAAUUUGACCAGUGGGCGGCGGUAGAGCGCCGUGUCAUUGUUUAGGAAAAUGCAAAAAGAAAACAGGCUUUGUAUUAGUUGCUGACGUUACCUUGCGCGUGCUGUUGAGCAAUUAUGAGCGAUUCGGAAGGAGAAACGCGAGCGGCGUGACACAUCGACGACAUCAUGGCUGAGUGGCGAGGUCGGCGUCGGUCGCACGGGGAAUAGCGGCCCACUGAUUUAUUUUCCGGUCCCCCUCCGUCCCAUCUUCAUCAGUUCGAAGGAAAAGAAGCAAAGCUCAAGAUGCUGAAGACGAGCCACUACAUGGAGCUGGGCAGCUACACGUCAUGGCCUGUGCUCUUACCGCAGAAGAUAAGACUAUACACCUUUGAGCAACUCCCCAUGUACCUCAGAGAGAACCCCUACAUCACGGACGGCUAUCGGGCCCACCUGCCCUCCAAACUCUGCCUCAGGAGUAUUUUCAUUCUGUCCAAUGAGACUGUGAACAUUUGGAGCCACCUGCUGGGCUUCCUUCUCUUCUUCUCCCUGUCGGUCAAUGACUGCGUGAGGGUGUUGCCAGCUUCUGGAGCCGGCAGAGGGGACUACAUCAUCUAUGCCAUCGGACUGUUUUGCUUCCAGGUGUGCAUGUUGUGUUCCGUCGGCUAUCAUCUGUUCCUGUGCCACCGAUCGGAGAAGACGAGUCGUCGCUGGCUGGCGCUGGACUACGCGGGCAUUUCCGUCGGCAUCCUGGGUUGUUACGUGCCUGGCAUCUAUUAUUCCUUUUAUUGCAAUCCUUUUUGGCGUCAGGUCUACUCGCUGACGGUGCUGUGCAUGAUCCUGUUAGUCUUCGGCGCUCAGUUCCACCCACGGUACAUGACCGCUGAGUGGCGCUGCCUAAGGGUGUCCAUCUUCUUCGGCAUCGCCGUUAUCGGUGUGGUUCCGACGUGCCAUUGGGUGUUGCUCAAUGGGGGGCUAACGUGCGACGUCGUGAAGAUGUUCCUCCCCCGCCUGAUUGUCAUGUACCUCAUCGGUGCGGCCGCUUUCGUGUUCUACAUUACCAAGAUGCCCGAGCGCUGCUUCCCCGGCCACGUGAACUACGUUGGCGCCAGCCAUCAGGUGUGGCAUGUUUUGGUGGUUGCCAUGCUUUACUGGUGGCAUCAGACCGCAGUGGACAUCAUGCAGUUCCGGCACAGCCAGCCCUGCAAAUAAUGCACUUUGGUAGAGUCGAACAGCCAGUCGCUUUUCAUUAAUGUUGAAAAACGUUUACAUUUGUUCAAAACAAACAAGCACGUCAACGAGAGCCAAUACGUGCCAGUAGCAAGUCGAUUAAGACGACUGCAAUCGCCAGUACAGUGGAACCUCAAUUUAACCGACAGAUUUAAUCGAUAUCAGCUGUAACGGACAAAAAAUUAUGUCCAAAAAUGUGCGUCGUUUGUCAGGUAAUUCCAGAAUCACCCAUUGUUGUUUACGGGUGUUGGAAAACAGUCACUAGGCAGGACCGGGGCACACAUUUCUGCUGCUCGUGUCAGUGCUGUAGCAAAUAUAGAGUUGCAAAACUAGGUCCGGCUAGCUGACGUGCCUACGUGGUGCCAAAGUGGAAUGUGGCAAUGUUUUAGUCUGUUAAAUUGAAGUUUGCCAAAAAAAAAAAGAAAAGAGCCUUUUAUUGAACAAAGCAGCACUGUCGACAACACGGUGCGUGUCACGGCCUAAAGUGUUCAAAAAUAUUUGCUGUAGGUAGGUGGGUAUUAGCAUGUUAUUUAUUUAGCAUGACACAAUUUGUGUUAAGAAACAGGAAACCUGAAACGUGACGGAUGUACUGGAUGCCAACAGGCAACAAACUGCAUUGCUCUAAUAAUCAUAUAUUUGGCUGUUAGGUAUUUUAAGAUUUCCAACAAAUAUUAAAUGAUAAUCAUUGCCAUUUCUAUUCCCUUAUAUGAUUAUGGAGUCCGAUAUUUAUUGUAAUGUGAAAUGCAAACUUGUAGCAAAGCACUACAAUUGCACGGGGCUCUGAAGAGAAUAUUUACUUGAUUAAAUCAAAUAGCGGGCGCUACCUCAGCAUUGCUUGUGGUUAACAAUUAGAUAUUUUUUGGCAUGUUUGCAUCGUUAGUAGUUGAAAAAGCUUGGGGAAAUCAUGAUCCAUGCUGAAUUUGUGAGUUUUUGUCACAAAAAAAUGACCGUAAUUUCCAGCCUACAAGCCGCGACUUUUUUCACACACUUUGCGGUUUAUGCGGUGAUGCUGCUUUAGCGUUAGCAUGGUGCUAGCGUUAGCACGGCGCUAGCGUUAAAUUUUCCGUGUACCGAAGCUUAUAACCAGGUGUGCUCUGUCGGCCAGGAAUUACGGUAACAAUCUCCAUCCAUUAUGGUAACGCGCACUGUAUCGGUAAAAGUAGAAAAGUGGCACAAUGUAAACGUGAUGAAAUGUUAUGUAUUUGAAUAAGAAAACUUAAGUAUUUGAGGGUUGAAAACGAGCUAGCACUGGGGUUGUUUUUCAUCCAUUUGUGACUCAUGCCAUAUUAUAUACCGUACGUUCUAAUCUUCAAACUUAAAAAUUCAACAAGAUCAAAUGUCUCCCCCAUGUUAAAACCAAACUAUGCAUGACAUCUAUUUUUAUAUACUUGUGUUGGAGUGUUUGCAUGUUUUUGGCUCAUUGGGUGAUUAAAUGGCUCUUUUUUUUAUGAGUCCUGUUUUACAGGACAAAUUAAGUCGGCCAUCUUUGUAGGAAAGUAUCUUCAAAUGUGUGUUUAAUGUGUGAAUUGGGCCUUUGUGACGUGUUCAGGGAAGCUUGAAAGGUGUUUGUUGUGGCAUUAUAUUCAUUGUUAUACAGCUCAACUUUUUUUUUUUUUUUUUUUGUCUUGUACCAGAACAAACGUAUACAGUACAUGCACUGACUUGAUUUUUGCACCACGAGGCCACGGUCGCUGUCUUUUUAUCUUUUCAUUUUUAUUCCGACAUGCUGUUACUUGAUGCAAUGUUGCCUUUUGUAGUUCUUACUUUGGACUUCUCAUCAAUCGUCUUUGUAUUUGUAUCACACACAAGCAGGUGAACUGACCGUAAGUGUUCAAAGUGACAUUACAUCAGGGCCCAAGUGAAAAGAAAUCUGUUGAAUGAAUAAAGAAUGCUGGGAUCUAUUUUUUUUUUUAUCAAGUCUGUAAUGUUCCAACUUUUUAAAUAACUAAGAUGUUAAGUAACAUUCUCACAAAGGGUAUUGAGUUUAUUUUUACCUUGAACAAUAGAGGGCGGUGUUAACGC
Molecule: messenger RNA, 3477 nt
Organism: Syngnathoides biaculeatus (alligator pipefish)
Lineage: Eukaryota; Metazoa; Chordata; Actinopteri; Syngnathiformes; Syngnathidae
Product: progestin and adipoQ receptor family member 3-like
Exons: 7
Coding region: 532-1437 (301 amino acids)
Cellular component (GO): membrane
Molecular function (GO): signaling receptor activity
Source: RefSeq, a predicted model, not a curated record